Cyclocybe aegerita is the source of this 1044-nucleotide messenger RNA. The record is from the annotation of a GenBank genome assembly. NCBI's taxonomy places the organism in Eukaryota, Fungi, Basidiomycota, Agaricomycetes, Agaricales, Hemipholiotaceae.
AUGAGCCUGGUAGCUCCACUGGUCCCCAAUUAUGAGGAGGCCGCAAACGUAGCAUCAGAAUUCAUAACAAGCAUCGAUAAUCUUCCACACGAAGUGCAACACUUGCUUCAAGAAAUAAAAAUUAAAGACCAACAGUGCCAGGAGUUAUUGCAGGAUACUGCUAGGGACCAGUCAAAAUAUGUCAAAUCUUCGUUGAAAAACUCUUGGGCUUCAUCUGCAGCCGUUGCGUCCUCAAAUGGGCAAGAUAGAAGCGCAUCUCCGACCCCCACCUCAACAGCAGCGCAUCCGAAGGCCCACCUACCCGCUCGCAUCGCUGCUGCCUAUGCAGAAAUAGACGCGCUUAACAACGAUAAGAUCGUGCUCGCCCAGCGUAUAAUCAAUUUGCUCACGCUGACUCGGGCGCGUCUCGACGCAGAUUUGACCAAAGUCAGGCUGUAUCAGGGCGAAUCUGUUGAGGACGUACGAGCAUCAUCAUUCUCUACGACCCCCCAAGUGACGUUGUCACUGCCGUACACUGGAAAGCGCGCCGAUGUUCUCAAUGUUCUCAACCCCGUCGGCCAGAUCAACGAAAGUCUGCGAAAUACGACCGGUGCCUUGCAAUCGGAAACCUCCAUCGCCAUGCCCGCAGCGCCAGGGCCUACAUACAAUAAAAAACGUCGUAUUACGACCAACACGUCCAUCAAGUUGCCAAGCCCUGCUCCGGCGACUGUGGCGCAUCAGCCGACUUCAUCCCAUUCACGCUCCCGGCUUUCUCGCCAAACAACUACCCGUGUCCAGCAACAGGAAGAGGAGGACCUGGAUGCUGAUGCAGAAGGCGAAGAAGACUAUGAAGGCGAGGACGCCGAAGAAGACUUGACACUGUACUGUUUCUGCCACAAACAAAGUUACGGAGACAUGAUUGGAUGCGAUAAUUCAGACUGCCCGUAUCAAUGGUUCCACAUUUCGUGUGUCGGGGUCAAGCAGCCUCUUCCGGACAAAUGGUAUUGUCCUGAGUGCAUCAAGAAAAGUGUUGGGUCGGAACGACGCAAAGGUCGCAAGAAGUAA